Molecule: messenger RNA, 3377 nt
Organism: Centropristis striata (black sea bass)
Lineage: Eukaryota; Metazoa; Chordata; Actinopteri; Perciformes; Serranidae
Gene: sema4e
Product: semaphorin 4e
Exons: 15
Coding region: 630-2954 (774 amino acids)
Biological process (GO): positive regulation of cell migration; negative regulation of axon extension involved in axon guidance; neural crest cell migration
Molecular function (GO): semaphorin receptor binding; chemorepellent activity
Source: RefSeq, a predicted model, not a curated record
AACACAACAACCUGCGGGGCCAACCGGAGCAGCAGCCAGCCAUUCAGAUCCUCCUCACCGCGGGAUGUGAGCACUGAGAGCCUCUCUUCAAUAACGGAUGACCGCUGUGACUAUGAGUGGACCCGGCAGAGACUGACCGGCUGCUGAGCGGUUAGAGAGCAACUUUUUCCUGCGAUUUAGAGAAAUUUAACCUGCAGCGUCUCUGCGGUGGAGCCUUGAAGGAAGUUACUACUAGCGAAGUUACUAGCGCGGUUCAAACGUUACACAUCUCAUCUGUGUGUGGAGGGAGACUUAUUACACUUCACCGCUUCUAAAUAUCAUGAGUUAGUUUGUCUGUUGGUUAAUGAAUAGGUAAAGGUUUAGAAAUAACUUUUAAACAGGUGUCGGGACUAUUUUUUAAUGGAAGCCUCCGCAGUCUUGGGCGUGUCACUGCUCAGCCCGCCUCGGCUUUGUUUCUUUGCUCUGUGCCAUCCAUCUCCUCAUGGACAGCCUGCUGAGCGGGGCCAGUAAAGGGGCCAGUGCCCUUCAGUCAGUACAGACCUCAUCACGUCAUAGAUGCCACUCGCUGUCUUUGUGACUGUUAAGGAAACAAUAAAGCUAAAAUUCCUCUUGGUUUGAACAAAAGAGCCAUGCAUCCGCUGCUGCCCCUCUGUGUCUUUUGGCUGCUGCCCCUGGCCUUGACGCUGGAAGAAGACUCACCGCUGGACUGUGUCCCCCGUAGAUCUGUGCCCUACCAUAGGGACAAUGCUCACAUAUUUCAUGAGGAGGGGGUGUUCAACUACUCCACCAUGCUGCUGAGAGAAGACCUGGACCUGCUAUUGUUGGGGGCGAGGGAGGCUGUGUAUGCUCUUGACCUCAAUGACAUCUCCAAGAAACUUGCUUCAGUGAAAUGGGAAGUGACGCAAAAGCAGCAAGAUGAGUGUACUAACAAAGGAAAAGAUUCUGAGACACAUUGCAAGAACUAUAUCAGGAUCCUGCAUCAGAUGGAAGAUAACAAGAUAUAUGUGUGUGGAACCAAUGCUUUUGAUCCUGAGUGUGAUUAUAUGUCCUACAAAGAUGGAAAGCUGACUCUUGAGAAGAAAGCAGAGGAUGGCAAAGGGAAAUGUCCAUUUGAUCCUUUCCAGAGAUAUGCCUCCAUCAUGGUUGAAAACAACCUAUACUCAGCCACUUCAAUGAACUUCCUCGGCUCUGAACCCAUCGUGAUGCGCAGCUCUCCUAUCUCCAUACGCACUGAGUUCAAGAGCUCCUGGCUUCAUGAGCCCACCUUUGUUUCCAUGGCUCAGAUGCCAGAGAGUGAUCUGAGUGACAUGGGAGAUGAUGACAAGGUUUACCUGUUCUUCAGUGAGACAGCUGUGGAGUGCGACUGCUACAACAAACUGGUGGUGUCCCGCGUGGCCCGCGUCUGCAAGGGGGAUCUUGGAGGUCAGAGGACCUUGCAGAAGAAAUGGACAUCCUUCCUGAAGGCCAGAAUGGACUGUCCCGUGCUGGAGUCCCAGCUGCCCUACAUUAUCCAGGACACUUACCGCUUGUGUGACCCACAGAAGAACUGGAAGGACUGUUUGUUUUACGCCAUCUUCACACCACAGUCGGAAACAUCAGACCUGUCUGCAGUGUGUGCGUACCACGUGUCCGACAUCAGCAAAGUGUUUGCGGAGGGGAAAUACAAAACUCCAGUCCCCGUAGCAACCUCUUUUGUUAAGUGGGUGAUGUACAGCGGUGAUGUCCCCGUCCCUCGGCCCGGAGCUUGCAUAGACAAUGAGGCUCGUAAAGCGGGCAUUAAUCGGACUCUGGACCUCCCAGACCGGACCCUUCAAUUUAUCAAAGACAGGCCCCUAAUGGACCAAGCUAUCCAGCCAAUAAGAGGGAUGCCUCUACUUGUACGAAGGGGAGCUACAUUCACACGCAUCAUUGUCAACCGGGUGCUGGCGGCAGAUGGAGAGAAGCACGACGUGAUGUUCAUAGGCACAGAGGAAGGCACAAUGCUGAAAGCAGUGAACUACGAUGGAGAGAUGUUCAUCAUAGAGGAAGUGCAGCUCUUCCAGCCCCCAGAGUCGAUCAAGAUUCUGAAAUUCUCUAAUGUCACUGGCCAGAUCUAUGCAGGCUCAGACUACGGAGCAGCACAGAUACCACUGGCCACCUGUGGGAGGUCUUCAUCCUGUAUGGACUGUGUUCUCUCCAGAGACCCAUACUGCGGCUGGGACAAAGCUGUUGGGAAAUGUGUGACCCUUUCUAGUUCACAAAGGAAACUAAUCCAAAGUGUGAAAGACGCAGAUGCUUCUCUCUGCCCAGAUGCCGAUCCUAUGAAGCCCAUGAAUCCGAAAAUCUGGCCUGGGGGAAACCUGAAGCUCCAUUGCUCUUCGCCCUCCAACUUGGCAAAAACCAGCUGGGAGCGGGACGGCCGCCCUCUGAUUACUUCUACUCGAUUUCAGCUUCUACGAGACGGACUGCUUAUCCUCAACGCCACAGGCUCAGACACCGGUCGGUACCGCUGCAUCUCUGUGGAGCUCUCCAAAGCGGACAAGUACACAACCACUGUCGCUGAUUACCAGGUUAGCAUGGCUGCAAGUGGAUCUGGUGAUGGGAGAGGGAUUAUUCCCCAGGCUCAGAGGGACGGCCCCUCUGUGGUUGGACUGCAGGCUGUCGUCGGGCUUCUUGUAGUUGGUCUUGUUGCCCUUUUGGCUUGGAACUUUUACAAAGGCCACAUACCGCUGCCCUGGAACUGCCGUAAGAAGAACAGAGAGCCAUCCCAGGAGGGUCCGAACACUGACACGACCUACCAGGAUGCACUGAGGUCUGCACCAGCAGAGGACAAGCCGCUGGUGUCAGGAACCAACAACGGCAGGAAUAACAACCACGCAGGAGGGGAGGCAGCGUUCAGUGCAGCUGAGGAGAAUGACGACUUGAAAGUGAAUCUUCCAUCUCUGCAGUAUAUUGAUGACGAGUCAGACAUUUGAAAAUGGCAAGCAUAUUACUGUGUUCAGUUUCUCGUUCAGCUUGAGUUUAAGAAAUGGACGGGAUUGCUCCAAAGCAUUUUCUUCUAGGCUGAAAUACUGGAUUAAUCAGUCAUGUCAUGAGUUGAAAUCUCCUUUUAUGGGAGUAUAAAACCUUCUUGGUGCUUGAAACUUUCUUUUGAGAGAAAAACACCAAAUUCAGUUGUUUUUUUUAUGAGACUUGAAUUUUUGCUUUGUUUUACAAUUGUGUGUACAUUUAAAUGUUUUAGCUUCCUACUAAUUGUUGUGAAUCUCAUUAUAGAAUAAAUGUCUUAAAAAAUUGGUAUGAUGUUCGCAGGGAAUGUACAAUAUCUGAAAAUGAGCCAUUUCAUGUCUAACCACUAGCCGCAACAAUUGUUUCAUUUUAAUAAACUGUUCCACAAGGUC